This is a messenger RNA of Melanotaenia boesemani (Boeseman's rainbowfish), 2829 nucleotides long. It is a transcript of the gene tlnrd1, whose product is annotated as talin rod domain containing 1. The transcript has a single exon. NCBI's taxonomy places the organism in Eukaryota, Metazoa, Chordata, Actinopteri, Atheriniformes, Melanotaeniidae. The record is from RefSeq and is a predicted model, not a curated record. Bases 1230 to 2294 code for a protein of 354 amino acids. Gene Ontology annotation, molecular function: actin binding.
UUUGUUAGCCUGUUAAGCUAGCAGCUAAGCUAGCAACUCGUUGACGCGCAUCAGAGUAUCAUGGCAGCGCCGCCGCGGACAGUUCGCAAACUUCCAGCGCUCCCAGAGCUCUGACUGCGCCUCUACAGACUUUCUUAAAGGCUUCUGCGGUGUGAGGAUGCGAGGAAUGCCCGGUGUCCGCGAGAUGUCGGCGGAAAGCUGAGGAUUUGUGGAGCCGUCCCACCGUCGCUGCUGUACCCGGUCCAGCAGCCGCUCAGCGGACCACACCCUCCCCGCUUCCUCAUAGUAAUGCAGCGGGAGCGCGCAGCAUUACUUUGAAUCUCCGGGAAUAACGGCGACUUCCUCAGUCCAGCCUCCCGGAUCCCUGCUCCCACCCGGAGUUCUUAACCCACAACAGGUCAGCCGGUGACGGGUAGCGCUCGGACCGGUAUGAAUCUGAAAAGUGAGCGGCUACAGAGGAUAUGCGGGACUCCACACUCUCCAGUCCCGGGCUGAGCCGCGCAGGAGGAGCCGCUUCCACCGGGCUGUCUGAAACGGUACAGGACACAAGUGGACCCAGGGCUCGGUUGUGUUGUCGGACCAGCGCCCCUUCGGUGGAGUAAACUCCUUAUAAAUGAUGAUAGGAUGGUUCCGGAUGGACACAUGGAGCUUCACGCUGUCCAGCAGAGCCUCCAGGGCGGAGUAUCGAUCGGAACCAGCAUGAGCAGAGCAGGCGGGUCUGGGUGUGCGGGAACCAGGACUGGAUCGCGGCGCUGUUUUACAAAACUAGCUGUGAACAGAAAAUGAUGAUGUGCUGAGAUUCAUCCAGAACUCAAAUAUCCUGUUUGUAAUGUCGAGGUGAUGAAGAACACUGAGGUUCUGUUGGACUCUAGACGAUCCUGACAGGACCAAAGUUCUAAUGAAGUUCUGGUCCACAGGAACCGGGACUACGGCUCAGAUACAUACUCAGUCUGUGGCGUUCAGGGCAUUUAAGUUCGGAUCUUUACACACUGUGACUGUCAGUGGGAACCAGGUCAGGGUGUGAUUGAUGGAUGAAGCCAGUCAGUGAUUGUUUACAUUGAAAUGACGUCACAUGUAGUAAUCAGCUGACCUGAAGGAUUUAAGGACAUCUGUGGCCAGUUGAGAUUUAAAUCUUUAGUAAAACUCAGAAGUUAAAAUGUCUUAAUGGGAAAAAUGGAGCACAGCAGCAGGAAAGAAUAAUUAAGUGAUUCCUCCAGAAGAUCUUCAUCAUGGCGAGUGGCGGUUCUGGAAAGUCCGCUGGGGACGGGUCCAGCAGCCCGCUCGGUGCUAGUCUGCAGCAGAGGAAGCGGCUCUCUUCCAUCUGCGACGCCUGUAAGGCCAAGGUCCAGCUGGUGGCCGACCUCUUGCUGCUGUCCAGUGAGACCCGGCCGGUUCUGACUGCUGACGGAGUGGCGCUGGCCGACACCUUCGACCAGUGCAGGGACACAGUCAUCGCCCGGACCAAGGAGCUCUCCAUCCUCACCCACGACAUCCAGAGCCAGCUCAACAUGGGGCGCUUCACGGAGGUGGGAGACCGGCUGCUGGAGAUGGCGGACUUGGUGGUGUCGUUGACGGAGUGCUCCGCCCACGCUGCCUACCUGGCGGCCGUGGAGAGCCCCGGGUCUCAGCCCUGUCAGCUGGGUCUGGUGGACCGCUACAAGGUCACCCGCUGCCGCCACGAGGUGGAGCAAAGCUGCAACAUCCUGCGAGUCACGGCCUUAUCGGACCUCACCCCCCAGCUACUCCUGGAGGUCUCCCAGAACAUCUCCACCAACCUGAAGACUCUGACUGACAUCUCGUCGCUGGCCAGCGAGAGGUCCAGAGACCGUUUCGCCAAGGAGCAGUUCAAGCUGAGUGUGAAGAGCAUGAGCACCAGCGGCACCGCCUUCCUGGCCUGUGUCAAGGAGGUGAAGACCCAGCCCAGCGAGCUAACCCGGAACCGCUGCGUCCUCUUCAGCGCUGCCCUGGUCCAGGCCGUCAGCGCCCUGGUUGGCUUUGCUACGGAGCCCCAGUUCCUCGGACGGCCUGCCAGUGUCUCGGCUGAAGGGAAGGGGGUCCAAACCGCCGUGUUAGGGGGGGCCAUGAGCGUGGUCUCCGCUUGUGUCCUCCUCACUCAGGGCCUUAGAGACGUCGCCCAGCACCCCGACAGCAGUUCAAAAAUGGCUGACUACCGGGAGCGGCUGCGUAACUCGGCAUGCGCCGUGUCAGACGGCUGCACGCUGCUCACCCAGGCCCUCAGAGAGCGCUCCUCCCCCCGGACGCUACCGCCGGUCAACUCCCAUCCUGUGAAUUAGUUUAAUAAGAGGAACCACCAAAGAGACUUAUACGGCUGGUCCGGGCCGGUCCGGGCCAGGUCAGGCGGAGACUGAGGGAAAGGUGGACUGGGCCCAUUAAAGUGAGUCUGAACCAGCUGCAGGGUUCACGUUGCGCUGGAUGUGACUGAAACCCUGAUAGCUCUAAGCCAAUCCAGGUCAGCUGAUCUGAUCCGGGUCAGCUGAACUGACCUGAUCCAGGUGAGCUGAUCUGUUCCGAUCCGGGACAGCUGAACUGACCUGAUCCGGGUCAGCUGAUCUGAUCAGGAUCAGCUGUUGGCUUUCCAUCAGCACACUGCAGCAUAAGGCCUGAAGGUUUCCCUCAGUUUUCAGCCACCACCUCCAUCCAGGUGUAGAACCCGAUCAGAACUGGUUUGAGUGAAUCUGAAUUGUUAAGCUGCUGUGAGUGUGUGCCAUAGUUUUACACUAUUUACCAGAAUUCUCAUAGUAUUUUCCAGUGUUUUGACUUUGCAUGUAACAAAGUAUUUAUUUCAGUUAUUAAAGAUGUUGUUUCUCA